GGGCAGGACUGAGCAGUGGCGAGACGGGAGGAAGACGUGCUACCCGGCACCCCCAGACUCAGCCAGCUCUGCGGUCCCGAUGGCUCUUCCCAGAAACCAACUGCUGCCUGUCCUGGUCCUCUUCCUAGCCUACUACUACUACUCAGGGCAGGAUGACUUCCGGCCAGAAAUGCUCCAGGGGAAGCGCGUCAUCAUCACAGGCGCCAGCAAGGGCAUCGGCGAGGAGGUGGCCUAUCAGUUGGCACGCAUGGGUGCUCACGUGGUGCUGACAGCGCGAUCAGAGAAUGCACUGAAGAAGGUGGUGUCCCGCUGCCUGAAGCUGGGUGCAGCCUCAGCCCACUAUGUGCCUGGCUCCAUGGAGGACACGAAAUUUGUAGACAGCUUUGUGGACACUGCAGCCCAGCUCCUAGGCGGGCUAGACAUGCUCAUCCUCAACCACCUCAUGAACAGCCCCAUGCGGCUGUUCCCCACUGACAUGGCUACCGUGCGCAGGAACCAGCAGGUCAACUUUCUCAGCUAUUUGGCCCUGAGCACCGCUGCCCAGCCCCUGCUGUGGGCCAGCAACGGGAGCCUGGUGGUGGUGUCUUCACUGGCUGGAAAAAUCGCGUUCCCACUCCUCGCUUCCUACUCAGCCAGCAAAUUCGCACUGGAUGGCUUCUUCUCCUCCCUCAGGUUGGAGAACAAGAUGACCGGUGUGAAUGUCUCCAUCACACUCUGUGUCCUGGGCCUCAUCGACACGGAAUCAGCCAUGGAGUCGGUGAAGGACAUCAUAAAGAAUGUCCAACCAUCCCCAAAGAGUGAAUGUGCCCUGGAGAUCAUCAAGGCAGCCAUCCUUCGCAAGGAUGAGUUCUUCUUCGGGCGGCCCAGCUGGCUGAACCUCCUGCUGUUCAACCCCGGCCGAAAGGUGCUCGAGUUCUUCUGGAAAGACUACUUCAACCUGGACAAGCUCCAAAAGCCCCCAGCCCAGCCCUAGUGCCCACCCAAGGAUGCUGCCACUUCCCCAGAAGCAGCCUAUUCUCUGGGGCUCCUGCCAGGGGCCACCACAGCAGUGCAGACACCAGGAAGGAGGUUUACCACCACCCAGAGGCAACUGGCCAAGCCUCACUGUAACCCCACUCCAGACCUCAGUGCAAGAAGGGGAAUAAAGGCCUCAUCCCUGAGCCCUU
This is a messenger RNA of Suncus etruscus (white-toothed pygmy shrew), 1166 nucleotides long. It is a transcript of the gene HSD11B1, whose product is annotated as hydroxysteroid 11-beta dehydrogenase 1. Lineage: Eukaryota; Metazoa; Chordata; Mammalia; Eulipotyphla; Soricidae. The coding region runs from base 80 to 973 and encodes 297 amino acids. The transcript is spliced from 7 exons. Gene Ontology annotation, cellular component: endoplasmic reticulum membrane; intracellular membrane-bounded organelle. Gene Ontology annotation, molecular function: 11-beta-hydroxysteroid dehydrogenase (NADP+) activity; steroid binding. The record is from RefSeq and is a predicted model, not a curated record. Gene Ontology annotation, biological process: steroid catabolic process.